CGAUGUGAUGAUUCAACUGUCAAACUUGAUUCAAACUUGACUAAAGCAAUGGUGGUCAUUUCACAACUGUGAUUGAAAUAUCAAACACAACAUCGAACUGAAAUUGAAUACUAAGAUUUUUACUGAUUUUUUCUCCAAAGGAACCAGAACAAGCACAAAAAUGUCGUACAAGAAAAUUGGCGAGUUGUAUUUGGCAUUGGCUGAACUGGAAGAUACGUGCGCCGAAGGUAAUGGUGAACUUUUGCGCCGCAGUGAACGUAUACGUGAACUUAAAGUGAAAGCAAUAAAACAGCAAAUUGGUGAUUUGAAACAGCAACUUAAAUCGGAUAUAUCGAAAUUGCCAACCAAUUGUCAGGUGUUUGUCAAAACAUUGACUGGGAGAACUUUGACAAUCCAAUGCUGUAAUGGUCUUGGCAUGGCCAUUGAAGUCAACCACAAUCCAUCCGAUACAGUCGAAAUGCUGAAAAUAAAGAUUUUUUUACAAGAAGGUGCUCCGGUCUCUGAACAACGUUUGCUUUUUGCGGGAAAGCAACUCGAAGAUGGCAGGACAAUGGAUCAGUACGGUAUUAAAGACAAUAGUACUGUGCAUAUGAUUCUUCGCCUCCGUGGAUGUUAAAUUUUCAAUCGGUUCAUCAAU
Contarinia nasturtii (swede midge) is the source of this 637-nucleotide messenger RNA. Its product is annotated as polyubiquitin-like. NCBI's taxonomy places the organism in Eukaryota, Metazoa, Arthropoda, Insecta, Diptera, Cecidomyiidae. Gene Ontology annotation, molecular function: protein tag activity; ubiquitin protein ligase binding. Gene Ontology annotation, biological process: modification-dependent protein catabolic process; protein ubiquitination. Bases 161 to 616 code for a protein of 151 amino acids. Gene Ontology annotation, cellular component: cytoplasm; nucleus. The record is from RefSeq and is a predicted model, not a curated record. The transcript has 2 exons.